This is a messenger RNA of Ogataea philodendri, 525 nucleotides long. RefSeq lists its product as uncharacterized. Gene Ontology annotation, cellular component: Golgi membrane; inositol phosphoceramide synthase complex. Gene Ontology annotation, molecular function: inositol phosphoceramide synthase regulator activity. The transcript has a single exon. The coding region runs from base 1 to 525 and encodes 174 amino acids. Gene Ontology annotation, biological process: inositol phosphoceramide metabolic process. NCBI's taxonomy places the organism in Eukaryota, Fungi, Ascomycota, Pichiomycetes, Pichiales, Pichiaceae. The record is from RefSeq and is a predicted model, not a curated record.
AUGUGUGGCGUAUACGGAUUGCUCUCCUUUUUAACGGGACAUCCGAUCGAUGCGGUUCAAUGGCUUUACUACCUGUCGUCCACGGCAAUCAUGGUGUUGUACAUCCAGGGGUACCGGAAAGUGCAAAACCCGAACAUCAACCUUUUUUCGCUUGUGACAUUUGUGUAUCUGAUCGACACCGUUGUUGGGUUCCUCUACACUGCAUAUUUUGCCCAACAGUGGUUCACCGAACAGGAUGACGGCAGCACCGCCCAACUGGUGGCUCGUGCAGUCACCGAGGAGCUGUCGUCGCAGUCUGCAUCCGAGGCUUACGAACUUUUCGUCACCGUUGCUUUGACACUGGUGACCAGUAUUUUAAGACUCUAUUUUACGUUGAUCAUGCUGUCAUUUUUCAAAGAGAUGCGUCUGGCGUCGAAAUUCGACGCCCGUUUCCGCAUCACCACUUCCACAUCGUCAUCGCAAUGGUCGCAGCUCGUUGCAAAACUACAGAUCCAGUCUUGCAAGCUACUCAAUAAAAUUGUUUAA